Entrophospora candida is the source of this 198-nucleotide messenger RNA. The record is from the annotation of a GenBank genome assembly. Lineage: Eukaryota; Fungi; Glomeromycota; Glomeromycetes; Entrophosporales; Entrophosporaceae.
AUGUCGUGGCGGGCAUUAGUAAAAGGUGUAAUGAAAUUUAAUGAUAAAGAACAAAAUUCCACUGUAAAAAGUUUAAAUAAUUAUAAUGUUUUGCGCAAUAACAUCAAGAAAUUAAUAAAGCAGCUUGUAGAAUUAUUCAUGUAUAAAGAUGAAGAAGAUAUAGAUGUAUAUGAUGCUAUGAAAGUAAUCAAACCCUAG